Molecule: messenger RNA, 1008 nt
Organism: Tilletiopsis washingtonensis
Lineage: Eukaryota; Fungi; Basidiomycota; Exobasidiomycetes; Entylomatales
Product: nicotinate-nucleotide diphosphorylase
Exons: 7
Coding region: 38-910 (290 amino acids)
Biological process (GO): quinolinate catabolic process; NAD+ biosynthetic process
Cellular component (GO): cytoplasm
Molecular function (GO): nicotinate-nucleotide diphosphorylase (carboxylating) activity
Source: RefSeq, a predicted model, not a curated record
CCUUCCUCCGCACCACCACCUCCUCCACCGCCUCAUCAUGUCCACCUCGAGCGCCGCCAACUUCGCCGACCUGCUGCCGCCAUCGUGGGCCCAGGUGAUCCCGCAGUGGCUCGCCGAGGACUGUCCGUCGUUCGACUACGGCGGCUUCGUCGUCGGCUCUGCGCCGCGCGAGGCGACGCUCUGGGCCAAGAGCGCCGGCAUUCUGGCGGGCCGGCCGUUCUUCGACGAGGUCUUCCGCGUGCUCGGGUGCGAGGUGGGCAAGAAGGGAGAGAAGGUCAAGGUGGCGACGGUCAAGGGCGAGGCGAGGAAGCUGCUCCUGGGCGAGCGCGUGGCGCUCAACACGCUUGCACGCUGCUCGGGCAUCGCGACUGCAUCGCGCCGCUUCCUCGAUGCUGCGCGCGCCGCGGGCUUCAAGGGCAUCGUGGCGGGCACGCGCAAGACGACGCCGGGCUUCCGCCUCGUUGAGAAGUACGGCAUGCUGGUCGGCGGCGUCGACGCGCACCGCUACGACCUCAGCUCGAUGGUCAUGCUCAAGGACAACCACAUCUGGAGCACUGGAUCCGUCCCUGCCGCCGUCGCCUCCGCACGCAGCGUCGCCGGCUUCUCGCUGCGCAUCGACGUCGAGGUGCAGUCGGUGCAGGAGGCAUGCGAGGCCAUCGAGGCAGGCGCAGACGUCAUCAUGCUCGACAACAUGGAGGGCCAGACGCUCAUCGACAACGCACGCGGCCUCAAGGAGAAGUACGCCAACGCUGGGCGACAGUUCUUGCUCGAGAGCAGCGGCGGCAUUGAGCUGGGCAACGUGAAGGAUGGGCAUGUGGACGAUGCGAUCGACAUCAUCAGCACCUCGGCGAUCCACCAGUCGACGCAGCACGUCGACUUCUCGCUCAAGCUGCUGCCGGCAUCAUCAUGAGCGAGCGCUGCACCGACUGUCUCGCCCGGCAACGCUGUAGAUUGCGGCGCGCACGCGGUCUAGCGCAGCUGGGAAGGGCAGGACACCUGCCGCGGCCU